AUGACACAAGCUGAGCAGCCAUCCCCCAUGACCGGCGAACAGGCCGCAGCAAUGUCGGAUCUCUCAUCUCAACUUCACUACGCUUGGUAUUACUAUCAGGCGACCCUCAUGAACGCGGACAGUCAAAAGACAUACGACCUGGAGCUACGCUCCCUGAUCAUACGACUUAACCGGCAGUACGCACAUUGGGGCGGCGCAAAUCUUAAGUCCUUACCGUCUUUGGCCCUCGCUGCAAUCUAUGAAAAUGAUCGAGUUAUAAAGAUUCUCCGACGGAAGCUACGCCCCGGGCAGUAUCUAAACGAAGCGCAAGUUCGAGACAACAUCCUUGUUGCACACCUCAUUCCGAUCAAGGACGGCUCUUUACCGGGGCAGUUUGAAGGAGCAAGUAGAAUUGCGCAAACCCCGGACGACGGCGGGUACGUGAAGCUUUUGCCCGAGGCUCAAGUUUCUAGCGCUUGGUGGAAGGACGCAGAUUGGUGGGUUAAGCAGGCGUUGAAACCGCCGAUGCUGCGUUUCGCGAUUAAUGCGGCUGUACCACCGGGAAAGCACGCUCCCGACGACGACAGUCAGGGAGGUUUGGAGUCUGCAGCUGCCCCAAACCCGAGCACUUCCGGAACCGGCUCAGAAAGCACACCCUCCGGUAUUUACACUGCCAGACCGACGAAAGCUCUCCCUCUGCGGCGCCGGGAAACUGCGAGCAACAAAACUGUUUUGACUAAAUUUGUUGACAAUGGGGGCGCAGCCAAUUUUCUCGGCGGCGCUGGAGUACAGUCGACCGUCACGGCGAGCGUAGGGCUGCCGCCUCAAUCUGCGUCGUCCGCCGCUCCCAGCCGGCCGCCAAGCCCGCAACCCUUACGCCCAAGCGAAUCGAAGAAACGAGGUCGCGAUAAGGCUACCUGCCCGCCCUCAUCACAGAAUGGUCGUCCAGAUGGGUGCAAAAAACCGCGAAUGUACUUGGAUCGCAUUAAAGAGGAAGAACCGAAUACUACCGAUGAAGCCCCGCAGCAAGGGCCAAUCUGGGGUGCUAACCGGCGCGCACUCGACAUCACCGGACCCUUCGCGUUUCUCCGCGAGACUGAUUCCCGAACGUUAGGGCAAACAAACGACUCAGUAGACAGACCCUUUCAGAACGGCGAGACCGAAAGAGGGGACGCCGCUUCAAAGCAGCAGCCCGCGCAAACCUUGAGCCAGUUUCACACCAGGCCGCGCACACGCCUCCAACUACGGAAGGCGGCAACUACGACAGCGGGGGACAUGCCGGAAGACUGGGCUAAGCGACGAGCAUCGGCUCCACCGGGUCUCCAACCAAUCAAUCCUUACGAAGAGGAUCGUAAGAUCGCCGUCGAUCGCCGAGGGAGCGGCGUAGCAAGAGAUCCUCAGAACGCCCCUCAGCCCGAAAUCGGACGCCAGUACGAACCUGCAGCGGUUUCAGGACUGACGCCGCCACAACGUGGAGCCGGGGAAAUCGCUCAGCGAUCCGUACCCGGGAGAGCAGACAUGACAUUUGAGGAGAGCCCCCAGCCCAAGCAGCAAUCGAUCCAGAUAUCGAUCUUCGGAUUCAAGUCUCACGCCAUCUGCAGCUGCAACUUCAAACUUUCCAGCGUUCCGCAGAUGUACAAGCGGCCCGCUGGUCUCCAACGGAUAAACCGUCGAAGAUUGCAAGACGUUCUAAUCCGGUUGCAAGUCUUGUUCAGCGGCCAAAAUCGCCCGUUAUCAUGCCUUCAGCUCUACCACGAUGUGCAGUCCCUGAUGGAGCAGCUCGAUGGGGUCGCAAAGGCCAUAGCCGUCGAAGCAAAGUUGCGACGUACUGGGAGCCUCGACGAUCAGCUCUACGCAAGGGAACGGCUCAUGAUGAAUCACCCCUCUCUCGCUGAAGCCGACGUGUCAUGGGAGAAGGCUGCAGAUAUUAUCGCCGGCUCGACCAAAGAAGCAUCCGGAUCUGCAUCCGCUGCCAUCCGCUGGGCCGUAGACAUCGCACGAGAGGUACAGCGCCUCAAGGAAUUCUUUCACACCCAGGGUGGGUGGCAAGGACUGGGAUACGAUGGGGUUGAAGACUGCGGGGAGCCGUCGAGCGGUUUGGACCCCGACGCCGGGGCUGGGCCAGCCCUCAGAACGCGGCUGUGA
Epithele typhae is the source of this 2124-nucleotide messenger RNA. RefSeq lists its product as uncharacterized. The record is from RefSeq and is a predicted model, not a curated record. NCBI's taxonomy places the organism in Eukaryota, Fungi, Basidiomycota, Agaricomycetes, Polyporales, Epitheliaceae. Bases 1 to 2124 code for a protein of 707 amino acids. The transcript is spliced from 10 exons.